This is a messenger RNA of Colletotrichum gloeosporioides, 1086 nucleotides long. RefSeq names its product Arylesterase. The coding region runs from base 1 to 1086 and encodes 361 amino acids. Gene Ontology annotation, molecular function: hydrolase activity. The transcript is spliced from 5 exons. Lineage: Eukaryota; Fungi; Ascomycota; Sordariomycetes; Glomerellales; Glomerellaceae. The record is from RefSeq and is a predicted model, not a curated record.
AUGACGGUUUCACAAACAGUCUGCGAACAGCCGGAAGCUGAGGCAUACCCCGGACGACUUGCUAUUUCGGCGCAAGACUACCCAGGUAUAGAUGCAGAGUGGGUUCGGCUUUGGAAUGAUCAUGGCGGCUCCAUGGUGAGAGCCGACGAAGUCAGUAUUGAAGAGUAUCGGAAAAGCCCGGGGAAGUACAGCUUCACUUAUCCGACAUGUGCUGGACCUGAAGUAUUUCAUGUUGAAGACCGCAAGAUCCCCGUAACCAGGCCCUUUGGCAAGAUCACCGUUCGUGUCUACUCGCCUGAAGGCCCUGGUCCUUUCCCCGUACAUCUCAACUUUCACGGAGGCGGUUGGGUUCUUGGUGGGCUUCAGAGCGAGGCUGCAUGGUGCCGACACAUGUGUAACAAAGCAAACAUAAAAGUCAUUGAUGUCGACUACCGUAUGGGACCUGAGCACAAAUUUCCCACUGCGAUUUACGAUUGCUGGGAUGCUGUUAAAUGGGCUAUCGGCAACUCUCAAGCUCUGAACAUCGACUCCACCAGCAUCUCGUUUGGCGGGCUGUCGGCCGGUGGUCAAAUGUCUGCUGUUCUUGCUCAUUUUGCAAGAGACGAGAACAUUCCGAUAAAGUUGCAUCUCAUGAUUGUUCCAGCGACCGACAUGCGAUAUUGCAGCCGGAAGAUCAAACAGCUCAAUGAAGCCAACUGUCCGUAUGAAAGUGCUCGACAAUUUCACAGUCUCCCUUGGGGGCCACUGGGGAGAGAACAAUGGUUCUUGAAAUAUUGGCUUGGAGACGAUGAUGAUGAACAAGAAACAUGUUUGAAUGAGUGGAUCUUGACGCCCGUCUUGGCGCCAAACUUCAGCGAUCUACCACCAGCUCACAUCGUAACAGCAGAGUUCGACCUUGAGCGGGACGAGGGGGAGUAUUACGGGAGACUGCUCAAAGAAGGUGGUAAUCAAGUCACCCAGAAGCGAUAUGCAGGUGUACCUCACGCGUUUGCACACUAUAACCACCCAGAAAGAGGCCUGACCAAGAGCUUCGAGUUUAUCGCUGACACGGCUCUUUUGCUCAGAAAAGCGCACUGCUGUAACUAA